AGGAUGCGUUCAAGUGAACACGUUGCGUCAUUGAUUUACAUUUUGUCGGAACCAGGUAGCCCAUUUUAUUCUGCGCAUUUCCCCCACCGCCUUUUCGAGCAGGAGGUAUCCGUUAUAUAACGGCGCCGUCGUUCUGAGCAGGACGCCGAUGGAAGUCGCAGGGCUUUUGUUUCGUUGAGCGCACCUAUUGUGAUUAAAAACGUCGUGGGAGCGUUGAAUGCAACCCGCCCAGCCAGUGGUUUUAUAAUGACCAGUUAAGUACUGCCGUCUGAGGAUUCGGUGAAGAAGGAUAUUUCCUCCUCUAAGAGCAGUAACCUAAGCAGAAGAUCAUCAUGGCAGUGGAUGUGCCUGGACUCGUGUCUGUCCUGCUCUUUUAUAUUUGCAUCCUGGCUAUUGGAGUCUGGGGAUCUCGAAAAUCUAGGAAAGUAGAGAAGAAAUGUCCUGGCAACAAGAGCGAAGUUUCCAUGGUUGGCGGCCGCAACAUCAAUAUCCUGGUUGGGAUUUUUACCAUGACAGCAACAUGGGUUGGUGGAGGUUACAUUAUGGGAACUGCUGAAGCUGUUUAUUCUCCCAGUCAAGGUCUUAUCUGGGCUCUGGGCCCCCCCGCCUACGUUAUCAACUUUCUUUUGGGUGGAUUAUUCUUUGCGAAACCUAUGAGGUCAAAGCGUUAUGUGACCAUGCUGGACCCGUUUCAGAGACGCUAUGGCAACAUAUUCACGUCGACACUCUUGAUUCCCGCUUUGGUCAGCGACAUACUAUGGGUUGCCUGCAUUCUCGCUGCUUUGGGUGGGACGAUGAGCGUAAUUCUUGGACUGUCGUCAACCGUCUCCAUCAUCAUCUCUGCAGCUGUCUCCAUCAUCUACACGUUUCUAGGGGGCCUAUACUCAGUUGCAUACACUGAUAUCAUCCAGCUUUGCUUUAUCUUUGUCAGCAUGUGGCUCUGUAUCCCAUUUGUGGUGCUUCAUCCAGCAGUUAGUGUCGCCUUAGAAACACCUUUCUUCAACCACUCAGUCGAACACUCGUGGGUAGGAGAGCUGAACCUGGCGGAUGCAGGGAAAUGGUUUGACGACAUGCUACUGCUGGCUUUAGGAGGACUUUCAUAUCAAGCUUUGUACCAGAGAAUUCUCUCGGCCUCCUCAUCUGCGCAGGCUCAGAUCACUUGCUUUGCUUCUGCCGGGACAACUUUUAUCAUGGGAGUCCCCUCAGUUAUCAUUGGAGCUGCGGCUGCCUCUGCAGACUGGAACCAGACUGAGUACGGUUCACCCCCUCCUUUUGAGCGUGGAGAUGCAGGAAAGAUCCUGCCACUCACACUGCAAUACCUCACACCCACCUGGGUCUCAGUGUUAGGCAUUGGUUCUGUGGCUGCAGCUGUGAUGUCCUCCAUGGACUCGGUGCUGCUGUCUUCAGCAUCUUUGUUUACACAAAAUAUAUACAAGACAACUUUGAGGAAGAAGGCUUCGGAGAGAGAGCUGCAGUGGGUGAUCCGUGUUAGCGUGGUGGUCACGGGUUUGGCGGGAAGUGCCUUGGCCUUCGGCAACGAGAGCGUGCUUGCUUUCUGGCUUAUAAGCGGGGACCUCAUCUACUGCAUGAUAUUCCCACAGCUGGUCUGUGUGCUGCACGUCCAUUGGGCGAACACUUAUGGUGCCGUUAGCGGCUAUCUAACGAGUUUGCUCCUCCGAGGAUUAAGUGGGGAGCCCAUGUUUGGGAUUGCUCCUGUUCUCCUGUACCCUGGUUGGAGGGAAGAGGAUGGAGUUAUCAAACAAUACUUUCCUUACAGGACUUUAGCCAUGCUUUCCUCUAUAAUUAGUAUUACUACGGUGUCAUGGCUGGUGGAGCUGGCCUUCUCUCGCCAGUUCAUUCCUGAGUCCUGGGAUCUUUUUGGGGUUUUUAAAGAGAAAAGACAGACAGAGGAUGAAGCCGAGCCCGAACCUUGCAACGAAAUGAGCUGCCCACUUAGUACAAAAUUUUGAAGUAAACUUCAGUGCAACCAAAGAGUAUAACUAAACAUGCACAACUUCUGACCGGCAGAUUAUUUUGUGGUUUGGGGAGGAAGCUGCAUCACUGUGGUAUCUCUUUUUAUGGUCGUAGACCUCAUGAUUCCAGUCUUUAGUUUAGACGUGUUUUUUUGUAUUUGUUUCUCACAUUUUUCAAAUCAUCUUAUUUAGAUAGCACUAACUUCCAUAUUAUUCCUCACUACUGUAUUCCCCUCAAACCUUUGAAGUCAAGUUGCCCCAAUACCAGUAUUGGAAAUACAUACUAAAUAAGGGUAUCGCUGUCAGUAUGUAGUUACAUUUGCCCAGCAUCCGACACCAUGUGAUUUUUAUAAAGAGAAUCCCAAUACUCGUUGUUCUGAAACCCUGCACAGUGACUUUCACUGUUUAAUUGAACAUGUUGAGCCGCUGUUCAGUUUCAACAGCCAGAAAUACAUCUCUGAAACUACUCUUUAUUUAACACAUAUGCUACAUCUGAUGCUGAGCAUGAAAGUAAUUGAUACACUUGCUAUUAUCAAAAAACAAAAACAGAAAACACUGAUAUAGGAACAAUACUCAGUAUUGACCAGUAUUGGAAUCAAUAACACAAAGAAAACAUUCAACCCUACCAAUCCCCACACAAUAAUGAAAAUAACGACACAUUGUUAAAGAACUCAAAGAGUAGGAAAUUGAGAAUUAGAAAUGAUAAAAUAAAGGCCAAGUAUAUAUAUAAAAAAGAAUAAACAAUUGGGAAAAUUCGCAGAAAGACAAGUCUAUAAAAAAGACUCAAAGCUGUUUACUUCAUAUUCAUCAGUGUUACAGUUCAUUAAUUAAUUAGCUUGUUUAUUUGAUAUAAAUUGGUAAACCCAAGUAGUGGUGGGAUGGGAAAAGAUAAAUAUAAUGAUAAUAAUAAUAAAAUUGUAGGAUAAAUCAAGGAAUUCAUAUUUAAGAGAUACAAAAUAAAAUUAGCAUAACACAUGCAAAAUACUUCCUCAUUUUCAAACAUACUGUAUAUUUAACAUUUAUGAUAGAUGCAGACAUAAAUGAAGAUUAAUGACUAUGUGUUUUUUGUUUUGUGUUGCAUUUUUUCUCUCAUUGGCAUCUUUUAUAAAGUUUAUUUUUUUAUAUUUUUACAUUUCUGCUUUUCGCCCCCGAAAUUUUUAGCUCCUCAAUUUACCUGCAAUGCAAUGAUUACACCAGCAGAGGGCGAGAGUUUAACACAGAAAGGACCUGUGAGAUUGAAUUUAACCGCAAGUGUUAGAGGUAUUUUAUGAAUAAAUGUGUGAACGUGUACGAAUGAAAGCACACACACUAAAGACGUUAAUGUCGUAUUUUAUUUUUAAGGUGGCACAGCCAUUUUGGGCAAUGCUUUACUUUUUACACUGCCCGCUCAUUCUCCUAACACAGCCGGCACCACAAAAGUUUGAUCAUUGAAAUAGUUUCAGGCCAUUUCUGAGUGACUUCAUCCAGUGAAAUUAUUUUUUCACAUUCAUCAGACCUAAAAACAAAAACUAUAUAUUUUGAUCUUUUGUUCACUUAAGACACAUUGCAUAACUUGACAUCAACAUUACAAGGCAUUAAAAGUUAAACACUCCUCAAUAAAUUCAGUUUUUGCCGGACCUGCUUUUGAUAAUGAAACCUAGAAGUCAGGAUAAACUACAAAUUAAAAGCCUUGCAUGAAAUGAAAAUGUAAGUAAAGAUUUCAAAUAAUAUCACUUCAGUAAAACAGAAUAAAAAAGGUCACUCAUUCAAACCAAAUCCUUGCAAAUGUUAAAAGUAAUACUAGGCUGUAAAUGUCAGAGGGCUGAGAGGCAUCAGAAUGAACAGUGAUGCUCUUCAUACACAGUUCGCUGCCUCUGCUGCCUGAGUGGGAUGAAUGAACGGUAAAGGCAGAGCUGGCAGUCCCUCGCCGGCUGCAGCUCCAUGCCAGAUUUUGCUCCAAGCUUUUGAGGAUGGUGUGCACUUUUAACUAUUGUACAGCUUUAGUGCAUUGAAGAGGAUUCAUAGUGUAGUUGUCCUAGUUAAUUCAGCUGCAAGAAGUCCUUUAAUCUUAAAAAACACUGUAGGCCAUAGGCUGCUAUUUUCCAUGUUGUUUUAAUUUAAUAACAACCUUAUAGUUAGAGUCAUUAUAGAGUCACGUUUGUUGAAAUUGCUGUUAAUUUGACAUAAUGAUGUAAUAGUUAAUACAAUAAGACAAGAUUUUUCUAGAGAACUAGUUACAACUAUUUUAGUCUACUGGAAAUUGUCUCAUUAUCUUUUGCAAAAAUGUGAAUGAUUUGUAAGAAGAUACAGCUAUGCAUUUGUAAUGUUUUUAAAUAUGAAGAUAAUUACGAUUGAGAACAACUCUUGCAUUAUUUGCAGACAAAUUUGUAUCAGAAUUGCUGUGCCAACUGUGGAAAUAACUUGAAAUGAUAUACAAUAUAUUAAAAAAGUUUUCAUUCCCUUUUUUUUCAAACAAAAACCCAAACAUCCAGUUAUUAAGGAUAAUUAUUAAACAGUUGGUAAAACAUAAUGUUUCUCAAACUAAAUGAGAAUGAUACAUUCAAAGACUAGGAGUAAACUGCUGCAUGUUUUUUUUCUAGAUUUAUGGACAGUAUUCAUUGUUUCCUUUGUCUGCUUUUGCUGCCAACUUUUUCACCUCCACAAUAAAACGUACCUUCUGUAAAUCAUCUUUCAUAGAAACAUUACAUUUUUUGUUCUGUUGCAUUUUUCCUACUUCAGAACAUCUUUUGUGUAUUUCCAUUAAAGAUAAUAAAUGAAAUGGUGAACGUAAA
Molecule: messenger RNA, 4744 nt
Organism: Cololabis saira (Pacific saury)
Lineage: Eukaryota; Metazoa; Chordata; Actinopteri; Beloniformes; Belonidae
Product: high affinity choline transporter 1-like
Exons: 9
Coding region: 333-1970 (545 amino acids)
Biological process (GO): transmembrane transport; acetylcholine biosynthetic process; choline transport
Cellular component (GO): plasma membrane
Molecular function (GO): choline:sodium symporter activity
Source: RefSeq, a predicted model, not a curated record